UGUGCACCAUUGCGUCAUAUUUUUAUUCUAUGUUUAAAAGACACCCGCCAUUUGUUAUGCUAUGCCGGUAAUGGAAAUUGGAAAUACAAAAUAAUUGUUCCAUUGAAUUUAUUAGUUAUUUUAUAUACUAAGAAUAAAUACUUGUAGAAAAAAGUAUGGCAGACAGUGAAGAUUUGGGUUUGGGGCCCGAAGAUCAAUUAGAUAAUUUAGAUGAUGCUAAUGGUAUUACUGAUGAAUCAAUAUUGAAUGAUACUGAGAUAGAUGGAACUACUGGAGAUGAUCCAGAAAUGGAAGCAAUUAAAGCAAGGGUUCGAGAAAUGGAAGAAGAGGCUGAAAAGUUAAAACAGUUACAAAGUGAAGUUGACAAACAGAUGAAUAUGGGAAGUCCUCCAGGAAUGACGAGUCCUUUGAACAUGUCAAUAGAAGAAAAAAUGGAGGUUGAUAACCGCAGCAUUUACAUAGGAAAUGUUGAUUAUGGUGCUACUGCAGAUGAAUUAGAACAACACUUUCAUGGUUGCGGUUCCAUGAAUCGUAUUACAAUACAACGCAAUAAGUUUGACGGACAUCCAAAAGGAUUUGCGUACAUUGAAUUUGUAGAUAGAGAUUCAGUUCAAACUGCAAUGGCUUUGGAUGAUUCUCUAUUUAGAGGAAGACCUAUAAAGGUAAUGCCAAAGAGAACUAAUCGACCAGGUAUUUCAACCACAAACAGGCCACCAAGGGGACGUAGUUCCUUCAGAGGUUCCAGAGGUGUUGGCAGGGGGUUCUACUCAGGAUUCAGACCUUUACGUAGGCCAAGGAGUUACAGACGAGGAGCAUCAGCUUAUUUUGGACCUUACUAAGCCAGUCAUGUAUGUAAAGCAAACUUCAUCUUACAAUCCUUUUUCCAAUUAACCACCCUCCCUAAAAAAAACACCCAAGUCAAUUUUUGGAUCUGAAAAAAAGAAGGAAAAUAAAAUGAAGUUCUAAAAAAAAGAAGUUUCCAGAGACUCCAUACAAAGAUAGAAAAAAAAAUCGGGAAUUCUGUUUAAAAGAUCAUUUAUCUCAGAAAAUAGACUAAGACAAUUUCAAAAAGUGUGAUAGAGUGAGAGGAUGAGUGUCACAAUUUCAGUUCAUAUUUUUCUGGUAUGAAACUAGAUAGGGAUGAGUGUUUGAUUAAUAAUGUAGAAAAGUUAUGCAUUUCUCAGUUUCAAUUUUUCCAUUCAGAAAUUAUUUAAUUUUGUUGCAAGAUUUGCAGGUAUCAAGUGUUUCGAUGGAUCCCAAUUAUUUUAUUUUUAUCAAAAAAAAAUCUAAUCUGUAUAAAAUGUUUAAUGUAUGAUUAAUAAAAUGAGUCCAAACGA
Harmonia axyridis is the source of this 1337-nucleotide messenger RNA. It is a transcript of the gene Pabp2, whose product is annotated as polyadenylate-binding protein 2. Gene Ontology annotation, molecular function: RNA binding. The transcript is spliced from 5 exons. The coding region runs from base 156 to 839 and encodes 227 amino acids. The record is from RefSeq and is a predicted model, not a curated record. NCBI's taxonomy places the organism in Eukaryota, Metazoa, Arthropoda, Insecta, Coleoptera, Coccinellidae.